AUGGAUUCGAUCGAGCUUGAAUUACGGAAUCAACCCACUAGUGAAAUUCGUAGUUUACAUAAUAGACAAUAUUUUCAACAGCCAUCGAUUAUCAAAACAGAUAGAAAUGAGAAAAGAUCAGUACAUAAGAGAGUUCAAUUUAAUAUUCGUACGCCCACUGGGAAACCAAUAAGAGACUAUAACAUUUCAAUAAUUGAUGGAUCGCAAAAUUCAUCUUUCGAAGAUCAUGAUUAUGCUGCAUCGUCAACACAGUAUUUGACGACUGAAUUAAUAGAAACCAAUAAUAAACAAACCUGUAAUAGACCAUCAAAAGUUAUUGCAUUUGCCGUUGUUAUACUCAUCAUAGUAACUAUUGCUAUUGCUAUUGGUGUAACAGUUGGUGUUAAAAAAGCUCAACAAAAUAUGUCGAACACAGCAACAACAAUAAGCUUUCAAACAUCAUUAUCAACAAUAGCCGCACAGAGUAGUAUCAGUAUAGGGAAUCCAGGUGGACCACCUUGUUCAUCGUAUACAACAAUCAACGAUCCGUCUCGCAAUAUCUAUCAAUCGUCACUAUUUGGUAAUUGCGACGUAGGACCAUUGUUCAAUAUCAGUAAUGGUGGUUCGUGGAUACGAUUUGUUGGUACUGGCGGUACUAUAAUUCCCAUGACACCACCUCAUGCAACCCGUUGUGGUGGUUAUUUAGCAGGCUGGUUCAAUGGUACAUUACCAACGACAAUGGGCACUGUAGUUAAUGCAACGGUAUGCUUUGAUGUUAAUAUAUCUGUUUGCACUUUCACGGUUGAAGUGUCAGUGAUUAGCUGUGGUGGUUUCUAUGUUUAUUUUUUACCGCCUGCACCUAUUUGUAAUGGACGUUAUUGUACAACAUGA
Messenger RNA from Rotaria socialis, 870 nucleotides. The record is from the annotation of a GenBank genome assembly. NCBI's taxonomy places the organism in Eukaryota, Metazoa, Rotifera, Eurotatoria, Philodinida, Philodinidae.